AUGAAUAUGUUGGAUGAUGAAGAUGACCAAAGCUUUCACGCUACGCGUGACGGCUACUCCCAUUUGAGCGAUGUCGAAUGGGAUGCGGUUGAACGAAUGGGUUCAACCAUGGGCAUCCAUGCUGUUAGCGUCAUGCUAGAGGCUCUCAAUAGAGAUGCCCAACAUGCUACUAUCGCCAAGUUCAUUCAAAAUGAACUUGACGCAGAACGCGAGAAAGUAGCCUUGCUUCACCAACAAGGUUCUCAACAAGCAGAGUUGUUGAGAGAACAGGGUGCUCAACAGUUUGAACUGUUGAGACAGCAGCAGGCUGCUGCUGGUGGGUUGAUGCACUCGCGUCGACCCGAGACCUUGAAGAUUGACAUCUCCAAGGCGCGUCGCAUCGACGACGGGGAUAUGCAAGUUGCAUUUGCCCAGUCAAAUCUGGCAGGACGUGCCAAGACUUGGGCACUGGGGCUCAAGUUGCACGACCCAUAUGCGUUUGGGUCGUUGGAAGUCUUCAAGUCGCGGCUCAGACAAACGUUUGAACCGCCUAGAGCUGAGUUCAGAGCUCGAACCGAACUCUUGAAGCUCAAGCAGGGUAAGCGUGAUGUGCACGCUUACGCGCAACAUAUACGACAUCUCACGAGUUGUAUAAGUUCCAAUCCGGUGGAUGAACACACGUUGGUUUCGGUGUUCAUGCAGGGUCUUGCGGAUGGUCCCGUCAAGACUCACCUGUUCCGGCUUGAACUAGAUUCACUAGAACAAGCCAUUUCCAUUGCGGAGCAGGAAGACUUCAGUCUGAGACAGGCUCGCGCCAGCUCGACAUCAUAUCGUCAACCGAGACGAUAUGACAACGGAGGUCCAGAGCCGAUGGAACUCUGUUAUGUAGAGAGCGAGAAGGCUCGCUCUACAGGCUACAAGAAGUUGCAGAGAUGCAACAGAUGUCAAAAGACAGGACACUACGCUUACGAGUGUAGUGCCCCUCGUCCAGUGUCUCGCGACACUGGGCGUAGUGACCGUCCACCCAUGAGAAAGGGGCAGGGACGAGGGUCCGCUGUUGGUGCAAAGACGCAACAACGGGAUGGACCGUCAAAAAACGGACAGGAUCAGUAG
Peronospora matthiolae is the source of this 1092-nucleotide messenger RNA. The record is from the annotation of a GenBank genome assembly. NCBI's taxonomy places the organism in Eukaryota, Oomycota, Peronosporomycetes, Peronosporales, Peronosporaceae.